Salmo salar (Atlantic salmon) is the source of this 2835-nucleotide messenger RNA. RefSeq names its product ras-related protein Rab-23. The record is from RefSeq and is a predicted model, not a curated record. Lineage: Eukaryota; Metazoa; Chordata; Actinopteri; Salmoniformes; Salmonidae. Gene Ontology annotation, molecular function: GTP binding; GTPase activity.
CAUUUUUUGUUUUACUUUGGCAAAGCGUCAACUCUAUAAAAUAUAGUGCACUGUGUUCGUAACAGAUUGUAGUUUUGGGAACAGAAAAAUGUAUUGAGAUAUAUGUUUCAUACUCUCCCACAACCCGCGACUGGACUUUCUCUCACUACCAUAUUUGGUGGUGAAAAAAACUUUCUAAACCGAUGCUUCAUCCAACUUCUUUUCUGCUUCAGCUUUACGCCGACUCUGUCUCUCAUGACAUUCUUCCACCCCUAACCACUUAUUUAGGAUAAGAACACCCUUCCCGGAAACUCGGAGGUGGAUAGAAAAAUAUAACUAGGGAAACUGACCAUUGAUCAGUGUUUGGGGGGAGUAGUCCUGUGAAGUAAUUGGAGUAAUCACGACACAACCUGGCCACAAACAGACUCGAGAUCAGCUAGGAUGUGUAUUUUAAUGUAUUUUACACGCUUUGCAUUUCAGAAAAUGACCCAGGGACAGAAGAGAGUGGCAGUUAACUUUGGAUCUUCUAUUGCUCCCGGAAACCAAAAGCGUUUAUAGCAACCGGACUGCAGUUGUAGGUUGUCACUAGUAACCCAGCCACAAAGUAAAAAAUGGCUAUAUCGUAAAAAUGCAUGGAAACUAAAAUUCGCUUUUUGGUCUAAAUUUAAAGUUAAGGUUAUGUAUAAGGUUAGCAGUGUCGUUAGGGUUAGGUUUAAAAUCUGAUUUUAUGAAGAUCAAUUAUAGAAAUAGGCGGGGUUUAGCCAUAAUAAUGACUUUGUGGCUGUGGUAACUUGCAGUUUGUGUGAGAGCCGAGCAAACCGCUAGCAAGGCAACUAAAAUGUCUUGAUUACAAAUAGUCGCUUUGUGAAAUAGAAUUAGACGACUUGUUACAUAGAUGAAACGCGUUGAUAUUUAGCUCCUCUUGUUGUCUCAACAUCGUGAUAGUUUUCGCUAGUUAUUGUUGAAUGAUUUGUGACAUUGUCUAACGUUAAAGUGCUAGCAAGCCCAGCUAGAUGCUAUAGUACUCCUAUGAGACGUGCUAGCUAAUAUUAGCUGAACGUGGAGGCCGGACAAUCCAUCGUUCUUUAGUUUAGAUAGCUAGCUAAAUUAGCGUUUCAAAUUAUUACAACGAUUUGCUUGUUACUAUGGUACAGUUUUCAUUAUAACUUGUAUUUUUCGGGGGCCAGAAAAAAACGUGUUAUUUAUUAUUUUUCAUUGCGCAGCAAUUCUAUUUUGCAUUAGUACUGUUGCAGCCACUGAGGUAUAAUAAGGACGUUUGUAGCUGAAAGACGAGAGUCACACAGUCAUGUAACUAAUGCAGUUUUUUUGUAGAACCACCUGCAUCUGGACACGGACAUUUUAUAAGAUACAUUUUUCACACAGAAAUUGAGAACGAAGACCGUAUCGCCAAAAGCAGGAGGUGUCUAACUGAUCCAGUGCCAGCCCCCCAGCAGUAACACCAGACUGCCUUGAAGUGUUUAGAAAACCCAGCAAGACAUAGCCAUGUUGGAGGAGGACAUAGAAGUGGCCAUCAAGGUGGUGGUGGUGGGCAAUGGUGCGGUGGGGAAGUCCAGCAUGAUCCAGCGCUAUUGCAAGGGCAUCUUCACCAAGGACUACAAGAAGACCAUCGGUGUGGACUUCCUGGAGAGGCAGAUACUAGUGAAUGAUGAAGACGUGAGAUUGAUGUUGUGGGACACAGCAGGGCAGGAAGAGUUUGAUGCCAUCACCAAGGCCUACUACCGCGGUGCCCAGGCGUGUGUUCUGGUCUUCUCCACCACUGACAGGGAGUCGUUCGAGGCGGUCGGCAGCUGGUGGGAGAAGGUGGAGCUAGAGGUGGGAGACAUCCCCACUGUCCUGGUGCAGAACAAGAUUGACCUUCUGGAUGACACGAUGAUCAAAAAUGAGGAGGCAGAAGGUCUGGCCAAGAAGCUCAAGUUAAGGUUUUAUAGAACCUCCGUAAAGGAGGACCUCAAUGUCAAUGAAGUUUUCAAAUACCUAGCAGAUAAGUAUCUGCAGCGACUCAAGCGGCAAACAGCAGAGGAGCCCGAGGCAGUGCAUACAGCAGGCAAUAAAAUUGGCGUUUUCAACACCACAAGUAGUAACCUAUCUAGUCAGAACUCCAGCAAUGGCCGUGAAAUCAUCAGCUUGCGGCCCAACAAACAGAGGACCAAGAAGAGCAAAAACCUCUUCAGUAGCUGCAGCCUUCUUUAGAAACAAUCCAUUCCCUACAAUACUGUAAGUUUUGACUGCCAUAUGUGAGGGAAAGAGUCUUGAUUGAUGAAUGGUUGUGUAUUAUAGGGGUAGAUUCUUUCACAGACCAAAGUCUGCAUAGGAUAUGGUAUGUUAUAUCAAUUUGAGCUCAACCUAGAUCUAAUCUGCACCUGCGCAUUGUGCCUAUCAUGACGUUGAGCAUCUUUACAGAUCCAGUCCAGCCUAUGAUUCGCAUGGAUAGAUGUGAGAUCUAAAGCACCAGUACGGCAAAAGUAACAAUAGUCCUCUUGGUGGCUGCAAUGGAUACCAAAACCUAUGUUGUAGCAUGAAUGGAAUUCUUGAAGCUUAUCUUUUGGGAAUUUGGGGUUGGGCGUUGCAGGGUUUUCCUCAUUUACACCCUUCAACAUGUUGUAGGGAAGGGUUACAUUCUAGUUCACUAACAAGGCAUCUUUGUAUGUUCAUAUGUGAUUUUUACAGAUUACCAUUUGUGCAUUUGACUGUUCAUCUGUGCAAUAUGUUUAUUGUAAGAGAUAUACUGAUUUAUUUUGUACCAUAUUUUGUUUAAAAUAUGAAUGGAAUAUGGUUCAAUCUACGCUGUAUAUUGUGGAUAAAGACUUGGACAUAAUUGUUCAUUGUUUUCUGAAA